AUGGCCGCACGUUCGCCAGCAAAGGUGCCGCAACGCAAGCCGAUAUCUGGGUCUACCAUUGUCCAUAUACCCAGGCAUUCAGACGACACGCCGAGGCCGCCUAAGAUUGGCGAGGACGUUGCGAUGCGCCUGAUUCAAGUCAACAGAGUGGUCGCCGCGACGGAGCGCGACUUGCACCGGGCCAAACUGGACAUCUACUCUCGCCGAUCCGCGCUCUUCGAAAGCAUCGACCCGGUCCUGCUGCCUCUGAAGCUGCUGCCCGAAGAGCUGCGGAACGUGCAUGCCUGUAUCCGACAGGCGCUGGAAUGGAACUACCUCUCCUGCCAGGAGAAGGAGGUCUUGGAGGCGGCCUUCCGCGAAGCCUGCGCUGAAGUGAGCUUCGCCGUCCAGAACGUCGCGUUUGAAGAGCAGAACUACUUCCUCGGGCACAAGAACGAGCUGAUCUACUCCGCGACGGAGGAAGACCGACGGAGAUGGCAGAGCGUGAUCCUGAACAUGGCCGACGUCGACGAUUUGAAGGCUCUGGUGGCCCAGAUGUUCCCCCUCGGCGAGCAGCUCAAGAGUGAGGUGCAAAGACUGGGAGCGGCGCUGCAGGGUCUGACGAAGCUGAGGAUCAGGUGCAAGAAGCUCUUGUACGAAGCCAUGGAGGAAGCCAUGCAGAUGGACGAAGCUCUGGGCAAGACAGGAAUCACUAUGAACGUGCUGCUCCACCCGUGGUGGAACUAG
Verruconis gallopava is the source of this 726-nucleotide messenger RNA. RefSeq lists its product as uncharacterized. NCBI's taxonomy places the organism in Eukaryota, Fungi, Ascomycota, Dothideomycetes, Venturiales, Sympoventuriaceae. The coding region runs from base 1 to 726 and encodes 241 amino acids. The transcript is spliced from 2 exons. The record is from RefSeq and is a predicted model, not a curated record.